Molecule: messenger RNA, 3735 nt
Organism: Cornus florida
Lineage: Eukaryota; Viridiplantae; Streptophyta; Magnoliopsida; Cornales; Cornaceae
Product: proline-rich extensin-like protein EPR1
Exons: 1
Coding region: 2-3559 (1185 amino acids)
Molecular function (GO): protein binding
Source: RefSeq, a predicted model, not a curated record
GAUGAAGAUCUCCGGCAGCUUUCUUUUCCUCUCCCUUUUGUUCUCUUCAUUUUCAUCGUUUGCCUUGGCUCAUAACGAACUGAAGGAUGCUAAGGAAAGUCUUCCCAAGGUGUAUGAGGUUUAUCUCAAAGAUCUUGGUGGCAUGAAAUUUGCAAAUAUCAGGCUCAGGAAUGCUUAUCUUGCUCUUCAUUAUUGGAAAUCAGGUUUUGUGUCUGACCCGCAUAAUGUUACUGGCAAUUGGGUUGGUGAGAAUGUGUGUGCCUACUCUGGUGUUGUCUGCUCAAAGGCAGUUGAUGAUUCCUCCUUGACCGUUGUUUCUGCUGUUGAUAUCAGCCAUGCUUAUAUUCAAGGAUAUCUUUUUGAUAUUCUCGGGCUCUUGACUGAUAUUAAAAGUUUCAAGAUUAACAACAACCAGUUUCAAGGAGAAUUCCCCAAGAACUUGUCCGGGUUUCAGGAGUUGCAGAAACUCGAUAUCAGCUACAACCGCUUUGUUGGUUCAUUUCCUGACGUUCUUCUGGAGUUGCAAUCUCUCAAGUACCUUAACUUGAGGUACAAUGAGUUUGGAGGGCAAUUGCCCCGAAAACUCUUUGAGAAGAAGUUUGAUGGUGUGUUCUUUGACCACAACAAGUUUACAACUAACACUGAUGAAUGUGAGUUGAUCUGUGGAAACCAGCCCAACAGUCCUACUCCAGAUGCACCACAAACACCUACUACCCCCUCAACACCUUCUCCACCGGCACCAAAACCACAAUCACCGACACCAGAAAGUCCUGAAUUCACCCCGCCGCCAACAACUAAACAGUCACCGCCAUCACCGGUUGGUACACCUUCCGUCCCAUCAACACAUACUUCAACUCCACCAACCCCAUCACCCCAAGCAUCACCUCCUCCGACACCAUCUACGAGUUAUAAUCCACCUCCCACAUCAAAGCCACCAACAUCAACUCCGCCAACCCCUUCAUACCAAGCAUCACCUCCUCCGACACCAUCAAAAUCCACUCCACCAACUCCUCCAUCUAAAACAACACCUCCUCCAACACCAUUAACACCAUUAACAUUCACUCCACCAAAUCCUACAUCCGAAACAACACCUCCUCCGACACCAUCAACAUCAAUAUCCAUUCCACCAACUCCUACAUCUCAAUCCACUCCACCAACUCCUACAUCCAAAACAACACCUCCUCCGACACCAUCAACACCCACUCCACCAACUCCUACAUCCAAAACAACACCUCCUCCGACACAAUCAACAUCCACUCCACCAACCCCUACAUCCAAAACAACACCUCCUCCGACACCAAUAACAUCCACUCCACCAACCCCUACAUCCGAAAAAACACCUCCUCCGACACCAUCAACAUCCACUCCACCAACCCCUACAUCCAAAACAACACCUCCUCCUACACCAUCAACAUCCACUCCACCAACCCCUACAUCCAAAACAACACCUCCUCUGACACCAUCAACAUCAACUCCACCAACCCCUACAUCCCAAACAACACCUCCUCCGACCCCAUCAGCAUCCAUUCCACCAACUCAUACAUCCGAAACAACACCUCCUCCGACACCAUCAACAUCCACUCCACCAACCCCUACAUCCAAAACAACACCUCCUCCGACACCAUCAACAUCCACUCCACCAACUCCCACAUCCAAAACAUCACCUCCUCCGACACCAUCAACAUCUACUCCACCGACUCCUACAUCCGAAACAACACCUCCUCCGACACCAUCAACAUCCACUCCACCAACUCCCACAUCCAAAACAUCACCUGCUCCGACACCAUCAACGAGUUAUACUCCACCUCCCACAUCCAAGCCACCAUCAUCAACUCCACCAACUCCUUCAUCCGAAGCCUCAACUCCUCCGCCUUCCACUUCAACUCCAUCAAGCCCUUCAUCCAAAGUAUCACCUCCACCAAAAGAAGUAUCAACUUAUAUUCCACCUCCAACUUCCAAGCCACCAACUUCAACUCCGCUAAGUCCUUCAUCCCAAACAUCACCUCCUCCAACACCUUCAACGGGUUAUACCCCACCUCCCACAUCAAAGCCACCAACAUCAACUCCACCAACCCCUUCAUCCCAAGCAUCACCUCCUCCAACACCAUCAACAGGUUAUACCCCACCUUCCAUAUCAAAGCCACCAACAUCAACUCCACCAACCCCUUCAUCCCAAACAUCACUUCCUCCGACACCAUCAAGGAGUUACACUUCACCUCCCACAUCAAAGCCACCAACAACAACUCCACUAACCCCUUCAUCCCAAAUAUCACCUCCUCCAACACCAUCAAAGACUUAUACUCUUCCUCCCACUUCUAAUCCACCAAGUCACACACCAGUUUCGAGUCCUCCUAAACCUAACAAAGCAUCUCCUGGCCCAGCUCCGACUCGAACACCAAUUUCAGCUCCUCCUAAACCUGGCAAAGCGUCUCCAGGUCCAGCUCCAACUCAAACACAAGUUUCGGCUCCUCCUAAACCUGGCAAAUCAUCUCCAGGCCCAGCUCCGAUUCAAACACCAGUUUCAUCUCCUCCUCAACCUAGCAAAGCAUCUCCAGGCCCGUCUCCGACUCAAACACCAGUUUCUGCUCCACCUAAACCUCUCAAAGCAUCUCCAGGCCCAGCUCCUGCACGAACACCAAUUCAAUCACCUCAGAAACCUCCUAAGGCAUCUCCAUUCCCAACUCCAACUUUAACACCAGCUUCUACUCCUCCUAAACGAUCUCCGGUCCCGGCUCCAGCUCCAAAACUAAGUUUCCCACCUCAAAAACCUCCUAAGCCAUCUCCAGUAUCAGCUCCGACUCACACACCAAUUUCAACUCCCCCUAAAAGAUCUCCAGUCCCGUCUCCAACUCGAACACCAAUUUCUCCACCGCAGAAACCUCCUAAGUCGUCUCCAGUCCUAGCUCCGACUCAAACACCAGUUUCACAUCCUCCAAAACAAUCUCCAGUCCCAACUCCGGUUCAAACACCAAUUUCUCCACCUCAGAAACCUCCUGAGCCAUCUCCAGUUCCAGCUCCAGUUCAAACACCAGUUUCUCCUCCGCAAAAACCUUCUAAGCCAUCUCCGACCCCAGCUCCAGUUUUAACACCAGCUUCUGCUCCACCUAAACCAACUAAGCAAUCUCCAUCCCCAACUUCAGUUUUGACACCAAUUUCACCUCCUCCUAAACCCACUAAGCCAUCUCCAGUCCCAUCUCCAACUUCGACACCAAUUUCAACUCCAAAACCAUCUCCUGUAGCACCAACGGUUCAAUCGCCUCCACCAGCACCAACACCCGCACGAUCAUUAACUCCUCCUAAGCCAUCUCCUGUCCCACCACCGGCUCAAUCACAUCUACCACCACCACUACCACCUUCUACGCUAGUUUCAACUCCAAAACCAUCUCCUGUCGCACCAACGGUUCAAUCGCCUCCACCAGCACCAACACCCGCACGAUCAUUAACUCCUCCUACUCAAGCUGUACCUUCACCACCGCCAAAGCACGAUGACUUCAUUCUCCCACCAAACAUGGGCUUUCAGUACUCUUCCCCACCUCCACCAAUGUUCCAAGGCUAUUAAAUAGUAUACCAUUAGGUUUUUUUUUUUUUAUUUUUAAAUUUAUUGUUUAAUAUAUGUAUUGAUACCAUUGAUUUUGACUUUACAUGAACAAAGUCACUCUUUUACAUGAGUGUCUAAACAAUGGACAUUACUUUUUACUUUAAUCUACAUUUGUCACCUACGUGGGAUUCAGUUGA